AUACUGCAUCUCACUUCAUGAGCGAUGCGUUGGCACGCCGUAUCUCCGGCAGGUGGCCGUGCGGUGGCCGUUCCUGGCGUGGUUCACGGCCUGGGCGAACUGCACCGGCGCUUCGGCCGGCUGCCGUGGGCCGAGCUGUUCACGCCCGCGGUGAACCUCGCUCGUUUCGGCUUUCCCGUGGGUCCCGAGCUCGCCGCGGCCCUGACCGGCGCCCGGUCGAUGUUUGAAACGAACCUCCGGGCCCGGGCUCACUUCUGGAACGAGGUGUCCAACUUGCCCUACAGGGAAGGAGAGACGCUGAAGCAGCCGCUGCUGGCCGACACCCUGGAGGCAAUAUCCAACGACAGCGCCGCCGCCUUCUAUAACGGCAAAAUCGCCAGGGUUCUCGUCAGAGACCUGAGAAGCAUCGGCGGCAUCCUGACGCAGCGGGACCUGCGCACGUACACGUCCAAGUGGCGGGCGCCCGUCGAGUCUGAGCUAGUGGACGGCUCGCGACUACAGAGCGCGCCCGCGCCCAGCUCGGGCCCCGUGCUGCUGUACGCGGCCGCGCUGCUCAACCGCAUGCACGCGCCGCACUCUCAGGAGCUGCUCUUCCACCGCAUGGUGGAGAGCUUCAAGUACGCGUACGCCAAGUUCAACGAGCUCUCCGACGAGGACUUCGCCAACCUGUCUGCGGUACCUGCGUUCACCCGUUUUUAA
This is a messenger RNA of Dermacentor andersoni, 699 nucleotides long. Its product is annotated as scoloptoxin SSD14-like. Gene Ontology annotation, biological process: glutathione catabolic process. Gene Ontology annotation, molecular function: glutathione gamma-glutamate hydrolase. The record is from RefSeq and is a predicted model, not a curated record. Gene Ontology annotation, cellular component: plasma membrane. NCBI's taxonomy places the organism in Eukaryota, Metazoa, Arthropoda, Arachnida, Ixodida, Ixodidae.